AUGCUGGCAUUUUUCUUGAUCCUCUUCGCUGCCAGCUUGGCCAACAGUUGCCCGACUCCGAGUGGGGAUUCCGCGGGCGUCCCUUUUGUCAACGUUACUACGAACGGCGGAUCCUGGUUAGAUAAUGCUGGGGAUGGCUUCGGCGAGCCUCUGAAUGUCAUCAUUUCCGGCGAAAGUUCGGCCGAAGUUCUCACUCAACCGGGCCUCCUUCGGUGGGCUCAGUCCAUUGGCUUUUCUACCGAAUGCUUGGGUAUCCAUCUUGGCGCCCCCCAGUCUGCCAACCUCGGUGAUGGUAAUGGCUUUGUCAACCAGACCAUCGAGCUCCGCGAGGACUACGGUGUUGCGGAAGACGGCACCUGCCUCGAGUCACUCAUCGGCGGCAACCAUUUCAGAGUCUACGUUCAGAACGGCACCCUUGCUCCCACCGGCGCUUUCUUCCUUGCUGUCUCCAAAGAGGAGGACGCUUUUGAUGACCAUAACAUCGUACCCGACGGCUACAAUAUCGGCCGUGACGAGAUGGUUGCGGGCGCUGUUGGUAUGACUACGUUCGACGGUACCACCUUCAACACCACGGCCGUGAACAUGACGAAUGCCAUGCCUGCUGGAAGUGCUGGUGUUAACCACGGUAUUGCUGUCGAUGGGGCUGUCAUUCUUUUGACUAUUAUGAUUGUCUGA
Molecule: messenger RNA, 675 nt
Organism: Phanerochaete carnosa HHB-10118-sp
Lineage: Eukaryota; Fungi; Basidiomycota; Agaricomycetes; Polyporales; Phanerochaetaceae
Exons: 7
Coding region: 1-675 (224 amino acids)
Source: RefSeq, a predicted model, not a curated record